AUGGCGAAUUUCGCGCUACUCAGCAUCUCCUUGUCGUUCAAGUCUGUGAUAUCAUCGAAAAGAAACGACAACGAAAGAGAUGAAGACGAGAGGAGUGCUUAUUUAGAGGGAGCACAAAGAAAAGAGAAUUUGAGCGGUCAACCUCAAGAAAGUAGAAGAUUCGAAGGGAAAUGUUAUAACUGUGGAAAGAAAGGCCACGUAGCGAGGAAUUGUUGGUCGAAGACGAAGUCAGCGGAAGGAAAUGCAGUCACGUCGAAUGAGGUUCACAAAAGUGAAGAUGAAUGGGAUCUUGAAGCACUGUCAACCGUAAUUGAAGAAGAAGAAGUUGGUGAAGAAGUCGAUAUGGCUUUAACGGCAACAGUCGUUGAGCUUGUCGACUCAGAUGAUGAGUGGAUAGAUAACUUGGGAAGCUCAAGUGACGAAACAAAAGACAUGAAGGAAUUAUCAAAUCCGGUCGAGUAUACUGAAGAGCGUACGACGACAGUUGACAACUUGAUGCUGCCAAUCUCUGACACUGGUGAGAAAGAAUCGGCUAAAGAAGAUAGAUUUGAAGACGAGCUAACAAGUCACAGGCAAGUCAACAAGCAUUGGAAAAGAGUAGAAGAUCAGCCAAGUGUUAAGAACUCACAAGCCCAUAGAUCAGCAGCAAGAUCGAGCAUUUUUCGAAACAUGCUAGACUCGGACGUGUGCAAGGCCCCACCGAACUACACGAUAACUCUUCCGGAGUUUAACCACGAUGAGUUGAGUUCGCUCCUCGAGUUUCUAUACCGAGGGUAUCUCCCGAGAGAAAAGCUCGAGAGGCACGUGUACACUUUAUUGGUUGCUGCGGAUAAAUACGAAAUCCCGUUUCUCAAGAGGUUUUGCGAGAUCUACAUGUUGGGCUCUUUGAGCACUUCAAACGCACUCGAUGUAUUGGAAAUAUCCGACACGUGUUCCAACCAAUCGUUGAAGGACACGGCUUUGAACUUCAUCGUUCGAAACAUGGAGGACGUGGUUUUUUCCGAGCGUUUCGAUGCUUUCGCGCUCAAAAAUCCACAUCUAUCCGUGCAGAUAACGAGGGCUGUCGUUUAUGGAGGUAAGAAAUAA
This is a messenger RNA of Striga hermonthica, 1086 nucleotides long. The record is from the annotation of a GenBank genome assembly. Lineage: Eukaryota; Viridiplantae; Streptophyta; Magnoliopsida; Lamiales; Orobanchaceae.